Molecule: messenger RNA, 4929 nt
Organism: Castor canadensis (American beaver)
Lineage: Eukaryota; Metazoa; Chordata; Mammalia; Rodentia; Castoridae
Gene: Tmed8
Product: transmembrane p24 trafficking protein family member 8
Source: RefSeq, a predicted model, not a curated record
UCCGGAGCCGCGAGCGCCUGGCGGCGCAGAAGCUCCGAGUUUGGGCUGCAGAUGUCGGAUCCGCUGGCGGCUGAGGGGCCGGGCUUCUGGAGCCCCGCAGCCCGCCGAAGGUCGGCGGGCGACGUCGGGGACCGCCGGGGAGUGGAGGGGAGCCAGGAGGCCGCCUCAGAGAAUGAAGAUCUGGAAAACACCAAGGUCACCUCUUCGUUGGCUUGUGCCUCUGCUCCAGGACCCCAUUCCUCACCCUACAGGCCACAGAUGGUAUCUCCAGUGAGCAAGGACGCCACAGAAGAUCUGCAGAAAGCCCAGGCUUUGAAGCCUCAGGCUCUGGUGGAACAGGAGUUGCUGCCUGCAGACCAGGCCCAGGUCCUCCAGGAGAUGGCCAAGUACCAAGUUCCACAAAGGCCUGGAGACAUCGUUAUGAUCCAGUCUGAGCACACAGGGGCUGUAGAUAUUCUUUCAGCUGAUUUGGAAUCUGCAGAUCUUCUUGGGGACCACAGGAAAGUUUCCCCACCUCUGAUGGCUCCGCCAUGCAUCUGGACCUUUGCCAAGGUGAAGGAAUUCAAAAGCAAGUUGAGCAAAGAGAAGAACAGCCGUCUGGUGGUGAAGCGGGGUGAGGUGGUGACCAUCCGGGUACCUACCCAUCCAGAGGGAAAGCGUGUCUGCUGGGAAUUUGCAACUGAUGACUACGACAUUGGCUUUGGAGUUUAUUUUGACUGGACCCCGGUGACCAGCACUGACAUAACUGUGCAGGUCAGUGAUUCCAGUGAGGAUGAGGAUGAAGAAGAGGAAGAGGAGGAGGAAAUUGAAGAACCUGUCCCGGUGGGAGAUGUGGAGAGAGGCUCUAGGAGCUCCCUACGGGGUCGCUAUGGGGAGGUCAUGCCUGUGUACCGGAGGGACAGCCACCGAGAUGUGCAGGCCGGCAGCCAUGACUACCCUGGGGAAGGCAUCUACCUGCUCAAGUUUGACAACUCAUACUCACUGCUCCGCAACAAGACUCUCUACUUCCACAUCUACUACACUAGCUGAAGGACGCUACGCGGGUUUAGGCCAUAUCUGCUGGCUGAAGCAGGCUGCCAGCUGUGCCUCUUGUCUUGCAUAGGCAAGAGGAAAAAGUUGGUGUGAGGCUCCUGGUGUGGCCUCAUACCCUGCCUGGCAUGCCUGACUGGUGACCCCCUGUAGCUUUCUCCCCUUCUUGGCUUCUGCAGUUGGUGGUGUAGCGCCUCGUUCUGUGGUCCCUGACUCAUGCUCUUGUUGCUUCAGAUUCCAGCAAAAUCCCUUUUGGAAGGCACCUAUCAGGCAAAAGCCUAAAAGGAAGUAGAAGUUUGUAUAAAUGGAUUUGUGUUGGUACAAGGUUUAUUAUUCAGAUGGCUGCUUGCUCCUCUCCAGAGCCUAUAAUGCUGAUGCAUUUAGUGGCACACACCCUCUACUUUUGAGGUGCCAGAAGAGGGAAAAGCACAUUGCCUAUGAAAGAGCCCAAAAUCUUGGAUGGAGAAAGUUCUGUCCAGCCUCUCACCACUGCCAUAUUCCUGCCUGCUGGGUAUUUUUGGUUUCUAGCACAGGCUGGGAGACCUCACUGCCUUGGAGGGAUAGUAUCAUUCCUGAUGUUCAGAUGACUCCUCUUUUCUCUUUCCUAUGUCUGUGUUUUUGCCAUGUAGCAAAGACUUUCAUGCAAUCUAAAGUGGUAAUCAAUGUAACCUAAGAUCUGGGAAGAAAAGUGGCCUCCAUUGCUUCCUGUUUCCAGAGCUAGUUUCCCUUACCAAGGGUGCUGUCAGUUGAUGAAGAAAGGGUAGAAAUUAGAUACUAAACUGAUCUUAGAACCAACAACUUUGAAAGUCAAGUAUUACUCUGGUUUUUUUGUUUUGUUUUGUAUAAUCAAAGAUGGAGGGGUAUCAUAUAAGAGAGAAGGUUAAAAAGAAAACACUCCAUAUUUCCCACCAUGUUUUUUUUUUCUUCCCUGUCUUUAGGACAGAAGUGUUAUUCAGAAAUUUCACUUUGGAACCAAAUGCAAUGAAACCCAAUCAGGUUUCCAAAGUUUCUGGUGUUCAAAGUCCCUCUUAGGUAAACUUGACUAUGUUGCUGAGUGUAUGUGUUCUUUACCCGACCAAAGCUUGCAUUUCUCUGGUGACAGCCUUUCUCACUGUUUAUCCUAAGGCCCAGGGGUACUACAGAGUGCAGGUGGUGGUGUGCCAGUGGUCACCAGAGCACUUGGUUUUAGGUCCUUGGGCAGAGAGGGAGAACCAGAUGAGACAGGGACCUCAGUAAUCAUCUGUACCUCCUUGUUUCUUAUUCCUGUGUUAAGCCUGUUAGUCCUUUUGAAUUUUGAAUAAUUAGAUUUAUUUAUUACUUUAUUUAUGUAAUUUUAUUAGCACAUUUCAUUUUGCCUUUGAAACAGUUUCCAUCUGUUUCUCAGAAGGCGUCCUACUGCUCUGAGCCAUGAGCCUACCCCUUCUAUGGAGUUAAAGAGGCUGAUUUAGGAGAGUUUGAGAAGUGGUUGUGUUCAUAGUUAUAGGUCAGCCCUGUGAUGCUUUGGGAGGAGUCUCCCUUUCAACAUGGAUGACUCCAUAGCCCAUGUGCCUAAACCUAGCGCAUGUUUAGGCACAACCUUGCACCCCGCCAUGAGGAAUUCUGAGUUACGAAGGAUCUGCCUGAGUGCAGAGGAAGUGACUACCAGUUAGUGAUUAGCCAGUGAUUCCAGGUAUCAAAGUCCUUGCCUCCUCUGACACUUUUAUGGUGUUUCCUUUGGCUCAUUCCUUCAUUGUGUGGAUGCCUUACACCCAGACUCUCUACAGGAAUGGCCAUUUGAAGAGCAGGACUCCUCCCAGUAGGACUGAAGUAGCAUCUGUGUCAGGAACAAAGGACAUGCAUCCCACACCUCUGUUCCCCAGUUGCAAAGCCCAAGCAGAACAGGAGUGUGGGCUUCCGCAGCCUCACAUUCUCUGAGUGACAUCAACCCUCCAUUAUUUUAUCAUUGUAAGUGUGUUUUGUAGCUAGCACCGGUGGCUCGAGUGUAAUCCUAGCUACUCAGGAGGCAGAGAUCAGGAGGAUCAUAGUUCGAAGCCAGCCUGGGAAAGUAGUUUGUGAGACCCUAUCUGGAAAAAACCUAUCACAGAAAAGGACUGGUGGAGUAGCUCAAGGUGUAGGCCCUGAGUUCAAGCCCCAGUACCGCUAAAACAAGCAAACAAAAAGCAGAUGUGUUUUGUAGAGGAUUACAUUGGUCAAAAUUUAUAAACUUUGUGAGAAAUUAUUUGGACAGUGAAAUGCAAACAUGCUGUAUGUCAUCCCACUAGACAGCUAAGCAACCUCUCCUUUGUUGUGGAAGUUGAAUCAUGCCUUAGCUAAUUGAGCAUAAAAUAAUCUUCUACUGAGCUAUUUUCCAGUCAGGAAAAGUUGUGCGUAUAUUUCCUGUUUAUUAUUGGCUUCUGACUUCCUCUCAAAAUGGAGGUGUCAGGCUAUGCAUAGCAAACUCCAGGGAUAACACAUAUGACUUAGCUCUUAUUUUUGCUGUAAGAUUCUCUUCACUUAUCAAAUUCUUGGGAAUCCUAGUUGUGUUGCAUCAGGGAAGCCUGAGGGAUUUGUUCUCAUCAUCCUUGCGUACCUAUCACUUUUGAAGUCCUAGCAUGGUUACUUCUCAUUUCUUAUUGAUUUUUCCUUAAUAGGCUUUCUUUGUUCCAUUAUCACAAAAUAGCUAAAAGAACAUUUUCACUAUCUAAUGUACUCACUAUUCUUACACUAAAUUUUUGAAAUAAUUGAACUUGGUGGUCAAAAUAUUAUUUGCUGAGUACAAGUCAUUACUGAGAAUUCAUAGUCCAGCUAAUCCUAACAGGUGGUAGCUUUCUCAGAUCUUCCCCAUCUGAGUUCACAGAACCAAAUAAUGAAGUGAAAAUCAUUUCCUUUCAUUCUCACCCUGUUCUCUAGAGCACAAAUAAAUCUUAACCAAUAAUUGAAAGUACUUCAUAGGAGGGCAGAGAUUGGAAUUCUCUACACAGAGUGGCUGCAUUGUUAAUUCGUUUGCUACUUUGUUGAGAGAUGGGGACUUUCAUUAGAAAGGAAGACAUAAUUAAAGUGUUAAUUUUUCUAAUAUUUUGUUAUGAAAAAUUUUAGCAAAUAGAAAAAAGAUGUGAACAUACACCACAUGGAUUUAAAAAUUAUAAACUGCUCACUUUUAAGCAAAGGUAAUCCUAACCUUCUGCUAGAAGUAUGCAGUUAGAGAGUAUAUUCCCUGUGGACAGUAUCUGCUCUCCUAUGUCAAGAGCUCCUGGCUUCUAGCACAUCUGUUUAUUCAACAUGGGUUACCUAGGAGGUAGUCUUCACAAAAAUGGUCCUUGGUCUCCAUCUUUCAAAACUCCUGCUGUAUUUACCUGCCUUCUUCAGGCUAUGAUCUCUGCCAUUUUCCUCUCUAACUGUGUGUCACUGUGAGGUAAUUUUGAAGCUGCUUUGGAAAGACUUUAUGCUAAUCUGUCACUUUAUGACACAUCCUCAGGACUCUGAAAUUCAAACUCAGUACUCAGAGAACAUGUAGCUUUAUCAUGGAAGUAGGUAGAAACUUGAAAUUAGACUGUUCUUAGUUAUCUUUUUUUUCAUAAUGAAUUGAUUAAUGCACUUUAAAAAUAUUUUUAUCUGUUAUGUAGGAAAACAUAAUGAACUUUUAAAAAAAGUAUGUAUAUUGUCCCAUUAUGAUAUGGAUAUGGAAGAGUUAACUCUGUAAGUUCACUGUUUUAUAUUAAUCAGUGGAAUUAGAUAUUAUCGUGAAAUUUAUAAUAUAUAAAUUUUGUUUUUGAUGAGCCAUACCCAGUCCUUUCAGAGAAUUAGGUGAAAUCCAAACCCUAAAGUCUGUGUGUUGUAUUUUAAAAGACCCCUUCUCUGCAGAAAUUUGCCAUUAAUCUCAAAGUCUAUAGUUACAAGGUAUGGACUUGAGUGACCCAAAUA